Molecule: messenger RNA, 2274 nt
Organism: Mollisia scopiformis
Lineage: Eukaryota; Fungi; Ascomycota; Leotiomycetes; Helotiales; Mollisiaceae
Product: PLP-dependent transferase
Exons: 3
Coding region: 1-2274 (757 amino acids)
Biological process (GO): biosynthetic process
Molecular function (GO): pyridoxal phosphate binding
Source: RefSeq, a predicted model, not a curated record
AUGGCGCACAAAGCAAAUAUUGUCGAGAUAUCGCCUCUGGUGUCUGAUACCGCAUCCUUCGAGAAGUCAAAAGCUCUCUCACAGAUCUCCAUUCAAGAAUGUUCCAAUGUCGAAAGCACUAAUAGGCCAAAAGAGAAGAUAACACUGUCAGAGUCUGUGCUAUUAUCAGAUCACUUGACUGAGGGAAAGCACAAACAUUACCUUACUCGCCGACCCAAGUUCAAGAAUAUUGCAUAUGAAGCCACCAUCUUCGCGAAGCAAUACGUUGUAGUGCGACUCAGAGAGAUCCGACUGAAAACUCCUUACGAUACAUUAACAUCCAUUGGUCGAUGCAAUCACUAUUGUAUCAGCCCUUUAUACAAUUGGUACGGUCAGAAUGAUCGGAUCCUAGUGACAGCACCUCUUUCUCAAGUCGGAAUCCGAGAAAGAGACCAGUCCAUCAAAAAAGUCAUCAAUUGUGGAUCCCACAACUAUGCAGGACUCUACGACAUAUCCGACGCCGAACUGGCGCUACAUCAAACAUGUCUCGAACAGCUACCAAUAGCGAAUACCGCAGCUGCGUCAUUCCUACAUGAAAUGCUGUCAGGAUUAGCCAGCUUCUUCAACGCUAAGUCGUGCUUCAGCACAAGCACUGGAUAUCAAUCGAAUAUGCUUGGCAUCCCAGCCAUUGCGAAAGAAGGAUGGCUUAUUGUUCUUGACGAGAAAUCGCACAACUCUAUCUUCACCGGUGCCUAUUCCGCUUGUGCAGAUGCUAUGAAAAAGUUCAAACAUAACAACAUGGUUGAGUUGCGAAGGAUACUUGAGGACGCAAGCCUGAAUGGGAACUAUACUGACGUCUUACAUGGAACCAUUCCACCACUUGAUGCACUGAGCGAGCUGAAGCAACAGUACAACUUCGUACUUUACGUGGACGAAGCACACUCCUUCGGAUCCAUUGGCAGGACUGGACGAGGACUUCUAGAACUCUGGAAUGACGAGCAUCCCGAAAAUACUCUUUCCCCAGACGUAAUUGACGUUCGAAGUGGCGUAUUAUCAAAAGCAGUUGGAGCACUUGGUGGUUUUGUCUGCACCAGUUCAAGUCGCUUCGAUGAGUGCUUACUCCAUCGAUCACAAGCACUCCAACAAUGGAGUGACCCCUUGACUACAGCUACCAUUGUCCAGACUCUCAGGUUUUUGAAACAGCCGAGACGACUUGAGCGGAAUUUGCACCGCUUGAAAGACAUCUCUCGAUUUUGUCACGAAGAGCUGGAUCGGCAAGGAGUUCAUGUCUAUGGAGACCAACAUUUGAAUCAUUUACCAAUGCUACCCGUCUUCGGCGGUCGACCUAGCAAAGCGGCAGAGUUAUCGAUGGUGCUGAGACGUAAUGGUGUCGUAGCAUCACCUAUCAGUACACCAGCUGUUGAUAUUUGGGAGAGUCGAGUGCGAGUCCUUCUCUCAGCGUCGUAUACAGACGAGGACGUCAAUAGUCUGAUCACAGCCAUUGCGGCGGCUAGUCGUCAGAUUGGGCUCAAGAAGCGAACUAGAAUUCCACGGCAAAAGUACUGUUACAACUCAGAAGAAAUGAUGGCUGAUGAGGACGAAAACAACGAAAUGCUUAAACACCUCAAUUGUCUCAUUCAAGAACAAGUUCGACGCUUACCACGUCUCCCCGCCAUCUCCCUCGAAAUCAUCAACGCGGGUAUGUCAGCCCAACACCAAUACGGUAUCCCCUCUGGCACCUCUCGUUGGAUGCUCGGAACCUUUUCCCCACACCUUUCAGUCGAGUCCCUCGUCGCCCAACUCACACACCAGCGAUCGGCGCUAACCUACCCCGACUCAGGGCUCGGUCUCAUGUCCACGAUUGCUGGAUUAUGUCGACCUGUUUUGAAAACCAAGAGGCAUUAUCUCCUGUUUCCUUCCGACCUUGAAGCUGCCGGUGAAGAAGGUCUGCGUGUUGCGAGCAAGAAGAACAAGGAUAUUGUUUGCAUUAGGUAUACGGACUUCGAAACUUUGCGCAAGCUGUUCGUUAGUCUGGGCGCGAGUAAGAAGAUUUAUAUUACGAUUUACAUCCAACCAUCAAAGGUUAAUUUACACCAACUCGCAGAACGGCUCCGAGGCCAUUCCAUCCGAGGGUGCACAUUGUUACUCGACAUCAACAACGACACUCUUUCCAAUCUAGAUACAAUGAGCGUCGCCAGACUCCAGAACUUGUUGUCAGCGCGAAUCUUAAUCUCGAGCUCGUUUUACAGCGAAUUUAGCAUGCCUGGCGGUUACUUGGCGGGAGAUGAGAGUUGA